Molecule: messenger RNA, 518 nt
Organism: Fundulus heteroclitus (mummichog)
Lineage: Eukaryota; Metazoa; Chordata; Actinopteri; Cyprinodontiformes; Fundulidae
Exons: 3
Coding region: 10-315 (101 amino acids)
Source: RefSeq, a predicted model, not a curated record
GCAGGCGCUAUGAACCGGACGAGGCCGCCUGUAAGACCUAUUAUGAGACGGUAUGCAGGAGCUUUAGAUAUGCCCAGCCAGAAAACUCAUUGCGGGCGGAAGCUGCGAAGAGUUCAGCUCAGAGUCGAGCGAGAAGAAAGAGGCUGCUGGAAUCGAGACAGUGUGCUAGCGGAUGACGAGGUGGAACUCUGGAAGUCUGCCACCGUAGACCUCAUGUCUGAUGAAGAUGGCGUUGUUGGCGGGGUCUCUGGAUGGAUUGUACGGCCGCCGUCAUUUGGUAGGCCGGAUCUCUCUGAACUCUGUGUGAAGCUGUAGUCCCGGUUAGAGGUGACGCCGAAGUACAGAGCCACGCACAGCAGGCGUCUGCACACCGGACCUCGGAAAGAAUACCGCCAGUUACCUACAACCCCGAGGAGGCAAACGGACAGUUUACGGAGUUGUAGUUUUUGGAUAAUCCUCUACCCAUGUGUGGGCAGAUCCUCGCGUUGUAUAUAGUUGUUUGUUUUAAUAAAGCUCUU